Penicillium cinerascens is the source of this 1671-nucleotide messenger RNA. Its product is annotated as MDR family MFS transporter. Gene Ontology annotation, biological process: transmembrane transport. The record is from RefSeq and is a predicted model, not a curated record. Lineage: Eukaryota; Fungi; Ascomycota; Eurotiomycetes; Eurotiales; Aspergillaceae. Gene Ontology annotation, molecular function: transmembrane transporter activity. The transcript is spliced from 2 exons. Bases 1 to 1671 code for a protein of 556 amino acids.
AUGUUGGAGCGACCCUCGGCAGACGAUCAAGCCACCUCUGGCUCUGCCCAAUUGGACUCCGCAGAAAAGGAGCAGGAAGUCCACGAGUAUCCUGGCAUUCACAAGCGGGUGCUCAUUAUGAUUUCUCUCUACUUGUCCAUUUUUCUAAUCAUUCUCGACCAAAACGUCAUCUCGACAGCUAUCCCACGCAUCACCGAUGAGUUCAACUCAAACGACGACAUUGGCUGGUACGGUUCCGCCUAUCUACUAACGACCUGCGCCUUCCAACUCCUCAUGGGCAAGGUCUACAAGUUUUACCCCACCAAGACCCUCUUCCUCAUCGGCAUCUCAAUCUUCGAGAUCGGCUCCGCCGUCUGCGGCUCGGCGCCUAGCUCCAAGGCCUUCAUCCUCGGUCGCGCCGUCGCCGGUCUCGGUUCCUCGGGCCUCUUCUCCGGCGUAAUGGUCAUCUUGUUCCACACCGUCCCGUUGCAGGAGCGACCCCUGUGGCAAGGUGGCCUCGGGGGCGUCUUUGCUCUUGGGUCUGUUUUCGGGCCCCUCGUCGGCGGUACCUUGACCGACAAGGUGACCUGGCGGUGGUGUUUCUAUAUCAACCUCCCCAUCGGUGCAGCGGCGAUCCUCGUUGUCUUUUUCAUCCUGAAACUCCCGCACCAGAAGCUUGACAAGCCUGCUGACAGCUGGAUUGGCAAAAUUAUGCAGCUCGAUCCUAUUGGUAACCUCUGCUUCUUCCCAGGUAUUAUCUGCCUCAUCGUCGCCCUGCAAUGGGGAGGCACCAAGUAUGCAUGGAGCAGUGCCCGUAUCAUCGUGCUGCUCGUCGUCUGCGCGGUCCUGGUCAUUGCUUUUAUUGGCAUUCAGAUCUGGAAGCAGGAUGCCGGCACUAUCCCCCCGCGGCUGCUCAAGCAGCGCAGCAUUGCCGCCGCGACUUUCUACUCCUUCUUCUACGGCGCUGGCUUGAUGGUUUUGACCUACUACCUUCCCAUCUGGUUUCAAGCUAUCAAGGGCGUCAGCGCCAUCAGGUCAGGUAUCAUGCUGCUGCCCUUGAUGCUCAUGACCGUCUUGGGGACCGUCGUCUCUGGCAUCGUCAUAUCGAGGACGGGUUACUACACCCAGUUCUUCCUCAUCAGCUCCAUCAUCAUGCCCAUAGGCGCCGGUCUUAUUUCAACCUUCACACCGUACACCGGCACUGGCAAGUGGGUGGGCUACCAGAUCUUAAUGGGGCUUGGCACCGGCUUCGGUUUGCAGCAGCCGAUGAAUGUCGUCCAGACCGUCCUCGACAGAAGCGAUAUCGCGACCGGCUCCGCUCUCGUCACCUUUAUGCGUUUCCUCGCUUCAGCAAUCUUCCUGCCCGUUGCCGAGAACAUCUUCCUCAACACACUUGUCAAGAAGCUCACCAAUAUCCCCGGCAUCAACCCAGAUGACAUCACCGGUGGUGGUGUCAUCAAGCUCAGACAGCUGGCUUCGGGUAAGACGCUCCAGAUGCUGCUGGUUGAUUACAACACCGCCAUCAACAAUGUGACAUACAUGGUGGUUGCGACAUCCGCUAUCACCAUAUUUGGCAGUGUCUUUGUCGAGUGGCACAGCUUGAAAGCUCGCGCAGAGGUACAAGCAGGCGGCGCCGCAAAGGCAGAGGAGGACAAGGCCACGGAGGUCGUGGAGAGGACGGAAUCUGUUUAA